AUGGUACCGAGCGAGCAAGGUUCGAAUUGGCUUAGACGACCAAGCGGCGGUGCUGCGAACAAUGAACUUCACGACGAGCGGAAUGCGGCGAAAUCGAAGCUCUCCAUCACGCAGGAAGAGUUGGAGAACUUAUCCAGUCCAAUAGGAAACAUCGUCCAAUCUGAAUCCAGGAAAACUGAAAUGAACAUAUGGCGUCAGAGACGUUCGCUGCUUCAACCGCCUGCUUCCCGGAUCAAAAUCGACAAUGAAUAUUUGUACCGAGUCGAGGAAAAAGCUUUCAUGUUGCCACUUUUACGAGUCGCUGCCAUUGUCCGACGAAGCAUCGUCGAAACAAUUUCUCGUGGAAGCAUUUUUGGGUCUGUUCGGGAUAUUUGCCCUUUCUAA
Molecule: messenger RNA, 384 nt
Organism: Gongylonema pulchrum
Lineage: Eukaryota; Metazoa; Nematoda; Chromadorea; Rhabditida; Gongylonematidae
Source: the annotation of a GenBank genome assembly